Sitodiplosis mosellana (orange wheat blossom midge) is the source of this 1807-nucleotide messenger RNA. Its product is annotated as BTB/POZ domain-containing protein 6-like. Lineage: Eukaryota; Metazoa; Arthropoda; Insecta; Diptera; Cecidomyiidae. The coding region runs from base 212 to 1549 and encodes 445 amino acids. The record is from RefSeq and is a predicted model, not a curated record. Gene Ontology annotation, molecular function: protein binding. The transcript has 2 exons.
CAAAAUAUUUUAAUAUUUGUUGUUAUUAAGUACAUUGAGAGCAAUUUAAACAGUUCGAUUCAAAUAUCUUCUCCAGUUCGAUUGAGCGUCCAAAUCGAUCUAACCUCAACUCAGAAGUGAUUUGUGUCUUUGAUCCAUCGAAAGCUGAUCCAAAGGUGAUUCACAACUCUCAGAACACCAACUGCAACCGAUUAAUCCACGACAAUACAAAAUGCUAGAUCCUCAAACACCAGAAACUGACUAUGAAAACCAGGCACUGUCAGCUGAUUUGGGAAUAUUGUACAUGGAUGCCACAACAUCUGACGUGAAAUUCAUCUUCAAACUCGAUGACAACAAAAAAGAAAAUCUUCCAGCACACAAAAGCUUGUUGGCAACUAGAAGUGAUGUGUUCCAUGCAAUGUUUUACGGUACAGUUAAGGAAAACGCUGAUGUUAACAUCGUCGACGCUACACCAGCCGCAUUCAGAGAGUUCUUAAAAUUCUUCUACCUCAGCAAAGUUCGGUUGACCAUGGAAAAUGUACGCAGUGUCAUGAAUCUGGGCGAAAAAUAUAACGUUUCUGCCUGUUUAGACGCGUGCGGCGAAUUGUUGAUAAGGAAUCUCACCGUCGAGAAUGCAUGUUUCAUCUAUGGACUUGCGAUUCUCUACAAGCAAAAGGAACUCAAACGACUUUGCGAAGAGAAAAUAACCGAGAACACCGAGGCUGUAUUUGCAUCAAAAAGUUUUUUGAAUAGCCCAAAGUCAGUUCUACACCAUGUUUUGAAUCUCGACAAAUUGUCCUGCUCAGAAGCGGAUGUGUUCAAAGCAUGCAUGGCCUGGGUGAAGUCGGCAAGUGGAAAGGAAAUAGUGACGAAGGCAGACGUUCAACAGCUUCUCGGCGAUCUAUUCUACAAAAUUUGUUUUCGUUCAAUGACAAUUAAAGAAUUUGCCGAUCUCAUUGCAUCGUUUGGCCAUGUAUUUUCGAUGGAUGAGCACAAAGAAUGUGUUCAGAUGGUUGCAUCGAAGGAUUUUCGACCUGAAAUCUUCACGACAAAAACUCGUCAUCCACAUGGAAACAAUCACAAAGUUGAAUGUAAUCGGGUUUUGGAAUACAGGAAAGAAUAUUGCUUUGUCCGUAACAUUGCAACAACAUUUUCAACAAAUGAACCAAUUAUUCUUUUGGAGUUGGUUUUUGAGAGCCUGCGUAUUCAUCGUGAUGGAGAAUGGAGAGAUGACUUAAUGGACGAUUUCCUUACUGAAAUAAGAAUCGCCAAGAUUCCCAACGACAAAGGCGACACGAAAGUUCUAGUAGAGCAAACAGCACACUUGCGAUGUGAGGAAGGUACAGUUGUGACACUGUGGAAACCAGUUUUGACACGACCAGGAAAUAAGUACCAAAUUCAAUUGAAGCACUCAUCAAAUGAACACUGCUAUAAAAUGCCAGUUCUGAAAACUGAAGUUGAACUUGAAUCCAAUAUCAUCAUUCAAUUUUACAACGAUCCGAAAACAGUUGAUUUACAACUUCCGACGUCACCAAUAAUUUCUCUUCGAUUUUCUCGAAUCGUGGAGUGACUCUAUGGAACAAGAUCGAAUUGGAAAAGAUAAUUGCGACACUCUGUAAACUUAAAACCAAGCGUAAAUUGAGGUAUCGCCGAAAUCGUCUCAGUGCUCGAAACAAAACAAAAUCAAAAUGUACACUCGUCCCAUUUAAUACAGUCCGACAUUUGAAAAUAAUAUAUGCGUAAAUAUGUUUUUUUCGAAUAAUUUCUUUCUAUUUUGAAAAUUUUCAGUGAAAAAUUAGCUGUAACUCAAAAUUUUACUUCAUUUAAA